Molecule: messenger RNA, 648 nt
Organism: Periophthalmus magnuspinnatus
Lineage: Eukaryota; Metazoa; Chordata; Actinopteri; Gobiiformes; Gobiidae
Product: fibroblast growth factor 14-like
Exons: 5
Coding region: 1-648 (215 amino acids)
Biological process (GO): positive regulation of protein phosphorylation; cell differentiation; fibroblast growth factor receptor signaling pathway
Cellular component (GO): cytoplasm
Molecular function (GO): growth factor activity; fibroblast growth factor receptor binding
Source: RefSeq, a predicted model, not a curated record
AUGCGGUUUAUCUGGAACAUUUUCAGUAAAGGAUCGCAUAUGCUGCAGUGUCUUUGUGGCAAGAGGCUCAAGAAAAACAAGGAUCCAACCGAACCACAGCUGAAGGGAAUUGUAACGCGGCUCUUCUGCAGACAGGGCUUUUAUCUGCAGAUGGCGCAAGACGGAAGUCUGGACGGAACCAAAGACGACAGCACACAUGCAACUCUGUUUAACCUGAUCCCUGUUGGACUCAGAGUCGUGGCCAUUCAGUCAAGUAAAACCGGACUGUACAUCGCCAUGAACGGGGAAGGGCAUCUGUAUACUUCUGAGCUGUUCACGGUGGAGUGCAAGUUCAAAGAGUCUGUGUUUGAGAACUACUACGUGAUCUACAGCUCGAUGCUCUACAGACAGAAGGAGUCUGGGAGAGCCUGGUACCUCGGCCUCAACAAGGAUGGACAGGUCAUGAAAGGAAACCGAGUAAAGAAGACUAAAGCAGCAGCCCACUUCCUGCCCAAACCCAUAGAAGUUGCGAUGUACCGCGAGCCGUCUCUACAUGAUGUUGGCGAGCCUGUGCCUAAGCCCGCCCCCUCAACCAAGAAUGCCACACCCCGCCCCCUGCUGGUCAAUGGAGGAAAACCACUCUGCCAGCCCAGCACCGACCCCACAUAA